Dioscorea cayenensis subsp. rotundata (Guinea yam) is the source of this 855-nucleotide messenger RNA. RefSeq names its product probable bifunctional TENA-E protein. The transcript has 3 exons. Bases 88 to 747 code for a protein of 219 amino acids. Lineage: Eukaryota; Viridiplantae; Streptophyta; Magnoliopsida; Dioscoreales; Dioscoreaceae. Gene Ontology annotation, cellular component: cytosol. The record is from RefSeq and is a predicted model, not a curated record.
AAUAUCUUAUUUAAUGUUUAAUUUUAGGGAUUGGACUUGAAGAAGAAGAGCCUCUUCGCUUCUUAGUCUUGUUCUAGGGCGACGGCGAUGGACGGAAAGGGAACGGUUGCCACGUGGAAGGAUAAGCACCGUCGGAUGUAUGAUCAGGCGACACGGCACCCGUUCAUCAUGAGUAUCCGUGACGGCGCCGUCGAUUACUCGGCCUUUAAGCGUUGGCUUGGUCAGGACUACAUAUUUGUGAGACAGUUCAUACCAUUUACAGCAAGUGUUAUCAUCAAAUCAUGUAAACAUUCUGAUGAGGAAUCAGACAUGCAAGUGUUGUUAAGUGGCAUUUCUUCUCUCAAUGAUGAAAUCUCAUGGUUUAAGACCCAAGCUCAAAACUGGGAUGUUCAUCUCCAUUCUCUUGUUCCUCUUCAGGCCAAUCUCAAUUACUGCAAGUAUUUGGAGAGCUUGAUGGAGCCAGAAGUUGAUUACAGUGUGGCAAUUACUGCAUUCUGGGCAAUAGAAGCUGUUUAUCAAGAGAGCUUUGCUCAGUGUCUGGAGAGCAGUGCUAAGACACCAAAUGAACUCAUUGAGACAUGUCAGAGAUGGGGUAAUGCUGGGUUUGGAGAUUACUGUGUUUCUCUUCAGAGGAUUGCUGAUAGAUGCCUGAAAAAUGCAUCAAGUGAUGUGCUUUCAAAGGCUGAAGAAACAUUCAUUAGUGUUCUUCAACAUGAAGUUAAUUUCUGGAACAUGAGUUCUGGUUGAUUUGUCCUUUUUUUUCUUCAGAUAUGAAAUAAUGUAUGUGUUUGCAAAGAGUGUUGUUGACCAUGAAGUUAGUUUUAUAUAACAAUGAGUUUUUGUUGAUUGGAAUAA